CCUCGCGAGAGAUGCGUGUCUCCAUGAUGCUUGGAGAGUGUCGCGAUCUCGUCAACGACGGAGACUUCUCAGAUGGUCGGCUUAAUCGUAAUCAAACAGUUUAUCUAAGUAAACAGACGUUAAUGGUUGCCCAAGCGCGCGCGCUCCAACAGCUACCGUGUCAACAAGCGUGGUCUUUUUCGGUUGCUACUGUUCGAAUUUACGUACAUGUGACUGUGAUUAUUUAAUGAUUUAGAACCGGAUCAGAGGAUUUUAUGUACUAUGGGAUUUAGUGAUAACAAAAUGAGUGAUUUGAACUUUCUGCCCAAAAAGCACACCAACUUCAGCAUUGAAAAUAUUUUGCUGAGAAAUACAACCGCUACCUCAAGGACAGCUGAAUUAGAACAAAAAGUGGAUCUUACGGUGAAGACGUGCAUCAAAUACGAAAAGGAUGACCUCAAAAUAUCUACCUCGGUGUUGUCGCCGUCGCCGGCCUCGUCGUCAUCGUCAUCUCAACCAUCCAAUCAACGUCCCCUGAAUCGUGUUCUAGCCAAUCCCUGGUGCUCCCGGGGAUCGUUAAUGUUUGACCCAAAGAUCAUCGUCAGUGCGAAACCAGCGACGGUCAUCGAGUCCACCGUCGCAGUAACGGCAGCAUCUACGGUAGCGUCGAUAGCGCCUUCCACCAGCAGUAGUCCAUUGAUACCGCUGAUAAAAACGGAAGUCGAGAGAAAAGUGAUGCUAAGCGCGUAUGCUAAUAGCAGUGUAAUUGAACGAAACCGAUUAUCUAUCAAUUAUCCCUAUCCGGUCGGGUUUUUCAAUACCUAUGCUGCUGCAGCAUCGAUAGCGGCCCAUCAUCAUCGACAGCAUCUGCCACAGCAGCAAAGUGUCACAGUCCCGACGGUCCUGAACAGCUUGUACCAAAUCGAGAAGAGUGAUGAAAACCAAAACAGUAUUUUCAGCGCCACGAGUAACAGUUCUGGCAAUGUGUGCACUAAUAGCAACAGUAGUGAUAUGCAUCCUUUCUUCGGAAUGGAUAAUGCAGAUAUUCUUGGAUACAGCAUAGCACCCAGAGAGGCAUCGCCCGUCGGCACUUUUACACUCGGCUUUUCGGAGUAUUCGUUUCAGUGUCAAAUCUGUGAUAAGAUUUUCGGCAGUCAAGAUACGCUGAUGACUCACGAGAAAACGCACAAAUCACCGCGCUUCGAGUGCGAGGAAUGCGGAAAAGGUUUCUCCCAGCUACGAAACUACAAGUACCACAUUUCCGUUCACCGUGGAACGAAGGAAUUCGCCGCCAAAUGUCCGGAGUGCGGAAAAGUAUUCAACGACAAGGGAUACCUCAGUAGCCAUUUGAAGAUUCACCGCAACAAGAAGGAAUAUGCCUGCCCGCACUGUCCAAAAUCGUUCAACCAGCGAGUUGCGUUCAACAUGCACGUUCGGAUUCAUACGGGUGUAAAACCGCACAAGUGUAACGAGUGUGGCAAGAGAUUUUCAAGGAAGAUGCUUUUGAAGCAACAUCUACGAACGCAUUCGGGGGAAAAGCCUUAUCAGUGCUCAGUAUGUGGGAAAAGCUUUGCUGACCGUAGCAAUAUGACACUGCAUCAUCGACUGCACUCCGGAAUCAAACCAUUCGCUUGCCCAAUCUGCCCGAAGGCAUUUACCAAAAAGCAUCAUCUGAAGACUCAUCUGAAUUAUCACACCGGCUACAAACCGUACAAGUGCCCCCACCCCAGCUGUGGUCAAACCUUUACGCAGUCUAGCAACAUGAGAACCCACGCGAAAAAGUGUCAAUUCAAACCGCCGGAUCAAGCAUGAUUGACGACAGUUAUCGAUGAGGUUUUUCGUUGAAAUCAAUUGCUAUGUAUUGUGAAUAUUUUUAUGCGAUUUACAUACUAUUUAUUUUACUAAGCCUUAGGUCAAAAUAUGCUCCAGCUGUUAUGGUAUUUCAAAAUCUAAAGGAGAUUUCUCAAAAUAAAGAUUCUCAGUAAGGAAUAG
Molecule: messenger RNA, 1971 nt
Organism: Ochlerotatus camptorhynchus
Lineage: Eukaryota; Metazoa; Arthropoda; Insecta; Diptera; Culicidae
Product: zinc finger protein 813
Exons: 4
Coding region: 262-1791 (509 amino acids)
Biological process (GO): regulation of transcription by RNA polymerase II
Cellular component (GO): chromatin; transcription regulator complex; PcG protein complex
Molecular function (GO): RNA polymerase II cis-regulatory region sequence-specific DNA binding; DNA-binding transcription factor activity, RNA polymerase II-specific
Source: RefSeq, a predicted model, not a curated record